AUGGGGACUGCAGCGGCGGCGACGGCGGCGGCCGGGGAGGGGGCGCGCGGCCCGAGCCCCGCCGCCGUGUCGCUCGGCCUGGGCGUGGCUGUGGUGUCGAGCCUGGUGAACGGGUCCACGUUCGUGCUGCAGAAGAAAGGCAUCGUGCGUGCCAAGCGCCGAGGUACGUCCUACUUAACAGACAUUGUGUGGUGGGCUGGCACAAUUGCAAUGGCUGUUGGGCAGAUUGGAAACUUCCUGGCUUACACUGCAGUGCCCACUGUUCUGGUGACUCCCCUGGGUGCCCUUGGAGUACCAUUUGGGUCCAUUUUAGCUUCUUAUCUUCUGAAGGAAAAGCUCAACAUCUUGGGCAAGUUGGGGUGUCUGCUAAGCUGUGCAGGCUCUGUCGUGCUGAUUAUCCACUCCCCAAAGUCUGAGAGUGUGACAACUCAGGCCGAACUGGAGGAGAAGCUGACCAAUCCAGUGUUCGUGGGCUACCUGUGCAUUGUGCUGCUCAUGUUGCUGCUGCUCAUCUUCUGGAUUGCACCGGCCCAUGGGCCCACCAACAUCAUGGUCUACAUCAGCAUCUGCUCUCUGCUGGGGAGUUUCACCGUGCCCUCCACCAAGGGCAUUGGGCUGGCAGCCCAAGACAUCCUGCACAAUAAUCCAUCCAGUCAGAGAGCCCUCUGCCUGUGCCUGGUGCUCCUGGCUGUGCUGGGCUGCAGCAUCAUUGUCCAGUUCAGGUACAUCAACAAGGCCCUGGAGUGCUUCGACUCCUCCGUGUUCGGGGCCAUCUACUAUGUGGUGUUCACCACACUGGUCCUACUGGCCUCAGCUAUCCUCUUCCGGGAAUGGAGCAACGUGGGCCUGGUGGACUUCUUGGGCAUGGCCUGUGGAUUCACAACCGUUUCUGUGGGAAUUGUACUUAUACAGGUGUUCAAAGAGUUCAACUUCAACCUUGGAGAGAUGAACAAAUCCAAUAUGAAAACAGACUAGGAUGCAAUCAAGGAUUGGGGGCUGAGGAACAGGCUUUGGGAGGGUCUCUGGUUCUGAAUAGAUGUGGAGUAGAGGAGGCCCUCAGUCCCUGGUGUGAGUUGCUUGUGUACUAAUGGAUGCUCUAGUGGACAGUGGGGAGCCUGUCUUUGGCACCAGGGUAUAGCCCAGACCUCUGUAGCUCAAAGCUCCCAACAGUUGGCUGGGUAUCAUCUCUCUCUGACCAGACAAAUCCCAUUUUCAUUUCCAUUAACCUAGAAGCUUUCAUGACUACUCUUUUAAAACAUUUUAACAUGAUUUAAUCAGAAUGUAAGGAUCAGCUCUUUCUGGUUAGUCUUACAGGGGAGCAAAUAUUUUUACUUUGAAGGUUACUUUGGAAGUGGAAGAAAUUGUUUGCAAUCUGGUUCUGUAUAGUAUGUGUGACUGAAUUUGUGUUUGUGUUAAGCAUGUAUAACAUCCAGGUACCUCAUUUAAAUAAGAGGUAUAUGCAUUGAUUUUUCUUUGUUCCUCUAACAAAUGGAGUACUCCCCCACACCCACCCUAAGACAUUUUAAUAGCAAGUAGAGAGAGAAGAGUAAGUGAAUGUGAUGCAUUGUCCCAUUGGCAGGACUUUUCAAUAGCGCAAAUCAAUUUCAGUGCCUUUAUCACUUGAAUUACUCACUUAAUUUGACUAUUACUGUGUAUAUGUUCAAUGUUCAAAUUACAAAUAUGUAAAGUAGUUAGAAAUAAUAGUAUAUUUAUUGGAAGGUAGUCAAAACUACCUAACACAAUAGAGCAAACUGACCCAUAUGUAUGUAGCUGUUGUCCAAUAAAGACCACUGAUUAAAUAGCAUGAGAUAUUUUAUUUGCAUUUAACUUAUGUAACUUGGAUCCACUAUAAAAAACAUCCACAUUGUUUUAGGAAGCAUUUGUGGCCAUUCAGAAGAAAUAAACUUGAACUUGACAAUAUGGCUGUGAAAUGUGACUACUGUCUAGUAGCACAUCCACUGAGUACACUUUAAUACAGGAACAAGGCAAAGCACACAGCUGAGCUUAGCUCCUACAAAACAGAAUCCACAUAGCUUUUAAAGGGAAGAAAACAAUUUAGCCCUCUCAUUUUAAAUGGUAGAGCCUUCUAAAGUUCCUUAUUCAACCUCUUACUAAACCUCAUUAGCAUGUACAAAGCCCUGAGUUUGCUCCCCAGCAUCAAAAAACAAACUACAAAACAAACCUCUUCCUAAUGUAAAACUUCCAUUAAUCAUUUUAGUAUUUUGGACCACAGAUUAUUCUUCUGUGCAAGAGAACCUUCCACAUAUAUUAAAUUAGAGCAAUACAUGAAGGGUUAGAAAUAUUUUAUCAUGACAUUGCACAUUUCACAUGAACUGUUUUAUCUAAAUAGAGGGGCCAUGCCAACGGGAAAAAUGGGGUUGGGAGAAGAAGAUUAGGUGAGGUAGAAUGCACAAUUUAAUAAUACCCAAUUAAAGUUUCUCACUCUUCAGGCAAGCGCCUUAACUGUUGAGCCAUCUCUUCAGCCCCAAAAUUUCUUAUUUUUCUUGGUAAAAAGAACAUUUCUAAAGUAAAGACCCAAGGAAUAGUUCAAUAAACUUGAACAAAGAGGCUAAAUGAAACUAUUCUAGUUUAACAUAAAGGAAGCUGGUUUUCUGGUGGCCUUACUCAUGGCUCAGAUUUUAUGAAAUGAAGAUAUAUGUAUAUAUUGAUCAUGGUUUAUCAGAUUUAUGAAGAGCAACAAAAUAAUUUAAAAACUUUAUAUUACGUGGUAGUUAGUGAAUACUCAAAACAUUCACUUUUAAAAAUCAGUAUUAAUAGAAAUACAGGCCUUAAUUUAUUGAAUUUAACAUAACUGAAAGUGUUAAGUAGCAGAAAUAAUGUAGUUUUUGGUAUAAAGUUUUCUGAGGUGAAGUGUUGGAGAAAGAAAGUAGCUAUGUCAGUAUAAUGAAAGCAUAUGUGAAAAUUACAUUUCUUUUACUGCAGCUUACAUGUGAAGAUUAGUUUAAAUGCUUUUUCUUUUUUUGUUUUUGAUUUUCAAGGUAGGGUUUCACUCUAGCCUAGGCUGACUAGGAAGUCAUUGUGUAGUCUCAGGGUGGCCUCAAGCUCACAGCCAUCCUCCUACCUCUGCCUCCCUGAGUGCUGGGAUUAAAGGUGUGCGCCACCGCACCCAGCGUCUAAAUGCAUCUUUUGUUGUACUUUACAUUUUAAACCCACAGUUAUACCAUGAAUAUUCAGAGAGGAUAGUUUGUAUUCUCUUUUUUUUUUUUUUAUUUUUCAGACUGAAACAAUAUGUCAUGGUACUAAUAGCUCUUCUCUUUCUGUGGUGACUGGUCCUGGAAGAGUCAGAAUCUCCCAGGUCAGCAGGCUGACUCAGUGGGAUACAGGCUUUUGUUCCAAAGGAACAAAAAUUUUGUCAUUCAUUGUUUUUCAAGCCUGAUAGUGAGCUCCAAGUAAUUGUCAUAACUAGGAUCUAAUGGCCUCAUUUUCACAUGUAACAUAGAGCAGUUUAGAUUUAAUGAAUUUUUAUAAAUUGAGUUUUUCAUAAUUCAUUUGGAAAUGCAAAGGAAAGAAAUAUCUCAAAGAGCUUGGGGGAGGUCCUAGAAAACAAAUGGAUCACUUAUUGGUCUUUCCAACAGUAAAUGAAUAAGAAACAUUUUCACUAUUAUUAUUAGUAGUAGUAGUAGUAUUUGCAAUGCUGGGGAUGGAACCCAGAGCCUGGGGCAUGCCAGGCCAGGGCUCUUCUGCUGAGCCUCCCUUGCAACCUCAUUGUGUUAUUCUUUGGAUUUUAUCUAUGAAAAAAAAAAAAAAAGAAUGAAUGAAUUCCUA
Jaculus jaculus (lesser Egyptian jerboa) is the source of this 3786-nucleotide messenger RNA. RefSeq names its product NIPA magnesium transporter 1 (gene Nipa1). Gene Ontology annotation, cellular component: membrane. Lineage: Eukaryota; Metazoa; Chordata; Mammalia; Rodentia; Dipodidae. Gene Ontology annotation, biological process: magnesium ion transport. The transcript is spliced from 5 exons. The record is from RefSeq and is a predicted model, not a curated record. The coding region runs from base 1 to 975 and encodes 324 amino acids. Gene Ontology annotation, molecular function: magnesium ion transmembrane transporter activity.